Molecule: messenger RNA, 3885 nt
Organism: Acaulospora morrowiae
Lineage: Eukaryota; Fungi; Glomeromycota; Glomeromycetes; Diversisporales; Acaulosporaceae
Source: the annotation of a GenBank genome assembly
AUGUCGAAUGAAGCAGAAAAGGAUAAUAUCAAUGCCGAAAAAGAUAACAUCAAUGCCGAAUCAGAAAUAGACUUUUCGGUCGUUGACGCUCUUCCUCAAAAGGAUGCGGAUACCGAAGAAAAAAAAGAAAAACAAGAAGCCGUCCCACUCUCAAAAUUGCUCCGCUUUGCCACUCCUGUAGAAUACCUCUAUAUGUUCGUCGGGUCGAUUGCUGCGUUGGCUUCCGGGGCGGCUCUGCCAUUAAUGACCAUUGUAUUCUCAUCAUUCAUCACUUCGUUUUAUGCAUUUGAAUACGCAAAAAAUACUGGUAUCGGCAAAGACACUGCUGAAAGUAAACUUAACGAUGAGGUUAGAACAAAAGUAUUCUACUUUAUAGGUUUAGGUUGUGGCGUUUUUGUCUGUGCCUAUACACAUAUGAGCCUGUGGAUGAUGUCAGGCGAGAGGCAAGCCAAGCGUGUUCGUGAGCUGUACUUUGCCUCGAUUUUACGUCAAGACAUUGCUUUUUUUGACAGCUCUUCAACAGGUGACGUCACCACGCGCAUCUCAGGCGACAUCAGCUUGUAUCAAGAAGGCAUCUCCGAGAAGGUCGGCUUGAUAUUACAGUUUUCAACAACUUUUAUUACGGGUUUUAUCAUUGCUUUUACAAAAGGAUGGAAACUUUCAUUGGUUCUCUGUGCCGUGUUUCCUUUGAUGGCCAUAGCCGGUGGAAUAAUGGCUAAAGCUAUAUCAAAUGAUACUGCAAAGGGGCAAGAUGCAUAUGCUGCCGCGGGAGGUGUGGCGGAACAGGCAAUAUCAGGCAUAAGAACUGUGAUCUCUUUUGGUGGUCAAGAACGCGAAAUUAAUCGUUACAUGGCAAAUUUGGAAUAUGCAUAUAAAGCGGGAAGAAAGAAGGCAAUUGUUAGUGGAAUUGGUCUCGGAGCAAUGAUGCUUAUCAUGUAUGGCAGUUACGGUCUGGCCUUUUGGUACGGCAGCAUUUUGAUCGUCAACAACGAUAUGUCGGGUGCAGAUGUAUUAAACGUAUUCUUUGCUAUCUUUAUCGGUGCUUUCUCCGUUGGUAAUGCUGCGCCUCAUAUAACUUCGGUUGCAAACGCUUUGGGCGCAGCUUCAAAGUUGUUCGCUGUCAUUGAUCGCGUGCCCCCGAUUGACUCCUCCGAUGAAUCGGGAAAGAAGUUGGUCAAAUCUGAAGUUCGAGGCCGAAUUGAAUUUAAAAACGUCGAUUUCUGGUACCCGUCUCGUCCCGAUGUCCAAAUUUUAAAGAAUUUCAAUUUAGUCAUUGAACCUGGUCAGACUGUCGCCCUGGUUGGUCCUUCGGGAAGUGGAAAAUCAACUAUCGUUAGCUUGCUAGAAAGAUUCUACGACCCGUCUAAGGGAAGCAUCACAAUCGAUGGUGUAGAUAUCAAGCAAAUCAAUAUCAAAUCAUUGAGGAGGCAAAUUGGUCUUGUCGGUCAAGAACCAAUUCUCUUCCCCGAGACUAUCACGAAAAAUAUCAUCUGGGGAGGCGAUCCAUCGGAAAAAGAACCUACCAUGGAAGACAUUAUCGAAGCCUGUAAGAAAUCCAAUGCAUACGAAUUCAUUAACGAAUUACCAAAGAAAUAUGAAACCUUAGUUGGUGAGAAAGGUGCUUUACUGUCCGGUGGGCAAAAGCAAAGGAUUGCUAUCGCUCGCGCAUUAAUUAAAGAUCCGCCCAUAUUGUUACUGGAUGAAGCGACUUCGGCUCUUGAUAGCGAAGCGGAAAGAAUCGUACAAGACGCAUUGGACAAUGCAGCAACAGAUCGUACAUCAAUCGUAAUUGCUCAUCGCUUGUCCACUAUUAAGAAUGCCGACAAGAUUGUUGUAAUGACCAAAGGAGAAAUUUGUGAAGUUGGUAAACAUGAAGAGUUGAUUGCAAAGAAAGCUGAGUACUACGCGUUAGUUAAAGCACAGGAAUUAAAGACACAAAAAGCGAACACCGAAGAUGAUGAAGAUGAUGAAUCCAGUGUUGACAGUCAGCCCAAUGACGAUGAUACGGCAAUCCUCAUGGAAGAGAAGGGAGGUAAACUCAUACGUCGUGUGACUACCAGAGCGUCAACGGUCAAAACAGACGAAGAGCUACGCGAAGAAGAGGAUGCUAUAAAAUCGAAAGAAAAGACGCCUUUCGGAAGAAUAGCCAGAUUAUGUAGACCGGAAUACGGACUCAUAUUUAUUGGAAUACUUGCUGCCACAGUUAAUGGCGUUGUGAUGCCUUCAUUCGCACUGAUUUUCUCUUCGAUCAUGCAAACUUUCUCGAGAACCGAUGAUCCCGAUCGGUUGCGAAGAGAAUCAAAUUUCUGGGCCGGUAUGUUUGCGGUGUUAGCGAUUGUCAGCUUCUUGACAAAUUUCUUCCAGUUGUCGAUGUUUAUAACAUCCGGUGAACGCCUUACAAAACGUCUUCGAACUUUUACGUUCAAGGCUCUUAUGAGACAAGAGGUUGCUUACUUUGAUGACGAACGUAAUGGAACCGGUAUCUUGACCUCAAAAUUAGCAGUCGACGCAUCCAAUGUCGAAGGGUUAACUGGUUCAUUGAUGGGAUCAAUUUUUCAAAACGUCAUAAACUUGGUAGCCGGUCUCGCCAUUGCUUUCGUAUACGGUUGGAAGCUGACUUUGGUGAUUCUUGCCUCUGCACCCCUCGUCGCAGCUGCUGGAUUUUCAGAAAUGAAAACUCUAGCCGGUUUUGGUGCAAAGACUCGGAAAGCUUAUGAGAACACUGGACAAAUUGUACAUCAAAGUGUAUCUAACAUGCGUACGAUCGCUUCUCUAACUCGCGAAGAUACCUUCAAAGAUAUGUACUAUAAGGCAAUUAGGGAACCCCACAAAUUAGCCAUAAAGGGUGCCUUAUUAUCAGCAAUCGGCUUCGGUAGCUCUCAAGGUUCCUUAUACUUUAUUUGGUCUCUUGCUUUUUGGUAUGGAGCACAAUUGGUUAAGACUGGAGAGUACACCUUUGACCAAAUGAUUCACGUCCUAUUUGCUGUCAUAUUUUCUGCUAUGGCUCUUGGUCAAAUGUCUACCUUUGCUCCAAACACGGCAAAAGCAAAACUUGCAGCAAUAUCAAUUUUCCAGAUCCUCGAUCGUAAAUCAGCCAUUGACCCAACCGAUAAUGAAGGUAAAGAUCGUCCUAUGCCCAUAACGGGAGAAGCGGAGCUUCAUGACGUGCAUUUCAACUAUCCCGCAAGACCAGGAGUUCACAUUCUUCGUGGAUUUGAUGCGAAAGUCGAUGCCGGAAAAACGAUUGCACUAGUUGGUCCGUCGGGAUCUGGUAAAUCAACAACUGUGGCAUUGUUACUAAGGUUUUAUGAUGUCAUCACCGGAGAAGUUAAUGUCGAAGGUGCAAACGUGAAAAACUGGAACCUUGAAUAUUUGAGGUCAAACAUGGCACUAGUUGGACAAGAACCAGUACUUUUUGAUUUGACAAUUGGCGAAAACAUUGCAUAUGGAAAAGAUGGAUGUUCAAAAGAUGAAAUUAUUGAGGCUGCAAAAAACGCCAACAUUCACAACUUCAUUUCGAAAUUACCGGAUGGUUAUGAUACGCGCGUUGGUGAGAGGGGAUCUCAAUUAAGUGGCGGUCAGAAACAGAGAGUGGCAAUAGCAAGGGCCAUAAUUCGAUCACCUAAACUCUUAUUACUUGACGAGGCGACAUCGGCCUUGGACGCCGAAUCCGAAAAGGUUGUUCAACUUGCUUUAGAUAAAGUAAGCAAGGGUCGAACCACACUGGUUAUAGCGCAUAGAUUGUCUACGAUCCAAGAUGCAGAUUUAAUUCUAGUAUGCAAGAAAGGAAGGGUUGUCGAAAGUGGUACUCACCUUGAAUUAUUCAAUCAAAGAGGAUUAUAUUAUGAGUUGGUUAAUAAGCAAACUUUGAUGAAGCAAAGUUAA